GCCCGGCGUGCGUGGCAGGAUCUGCCGGCUCGGCUCGCUCGGCCUCCCUUCCCGGGAGGCGGGGUCGGCGCCGCGGCGGCGGCGGAGGCAGGCCCCCUCCUCCUUCCUCCUCGGCCCGGCCUCUUUCCUCGGCCGCCCGCGCUCUCGGCCUCUCCGACGCCAGCAGCGCCCGCGUGCCGCUCGCCCAGCCCCGCGGGAGCUCGAGCAAGUUUCCCGGGCCGCGCGGCCCGCUCGCUCGCCUCCAGCCCGCGGCCUCCGCCGCCGCCGCGCCCGCCAUGCCCUCGGCCAAACAAAGGGGCCCUAAGGGCGGCCACGGCGCCGCGAGCCCCUCGGAGAAGGGCGCCCACCCGUCGGGCGGCGCGGAUGACGUGGCGAAGAAGCCGCCGCCGGCGCCGCAGCAGCCGCCGCCGCCCGCGCCGCACCCGCAGCAGCAUCCGCAGCAGCACCCGCAGAACCAGGCGCACGGCAAGGGCGGCCACCGCGGCGGCGGCGGCGGCGGCGGCGGCGGCGGCGGCGGCAGGUCCUCGGCCACCGCCGCCUCGUCCUCCGCGUCCUGCUCGCGCAGGCUCGGCCGGGCGCUCAACUUUCUCUUCUACCUCGCCCUGGUGGCGGCGGCCGCCUUCUCGGGCUGGUGUGUCCACCACGUCCUGGAGGAGGUCCAGCAGGUCCGGCGCGGCCACCAGGACUUCUCCCGGCAGAGGGAGGAGCUGGGCCAGGGCUUGCAGGGCGUCGAGCAGAAGGUACAAUCCCUGCAAGCCACAUUUGGGACUUUUGAGUCCAUCUUGAGAAGCUCUCAACAUAAACAAGAUCUCACAGAGAAGACUGUGAAGCAAGGAGAGAGUGAGAUCAACCGCAUCAGUGAAGUUCUGCAGAAACUCCAGAAUGAGAUUCUCAAAGACCUCUCGGAUGGGAUCCACGUGGUGAAGGAUGCCCGGGAGCGGGACUUCACGUCCCUGGAGAACACGGUGGAGGAAAGGCUGACGGAGCUCACCAAGUCCAUCAAUGACAACAUUGCCAUCUUCACUGAAGUCCAGAAGAGGAGCCAGAAGGAAAUAAACGAUGUGAAGGCUAAGGUCGCCUCUCUGGAAGAAUCCAAGGGGUACAAGCAGGAUAUGAAAGCCUUGGAGGAAGUUGUGAAGGAACUACAAACUUCUGCCAAGUCCAGAGAGAGGGAUAUUGAGGCCCUGAGAAGCACCCUCCAGACCAUGGAGUCCGACGUCUACACAGAGGUCCGGGAGCUGGUGAACCUCAAGCAGGAGCAGCAGGCAUUCAAGGAGGCGGCCGACACAGAGCGUCUUGCCCUGCAGGCCCUCACAGAGAAGCUUCUCCAGGCCGAGGAGUCCACCUCCCGCCUACCCGGGGAGAUCAGUAGACUUGAGGACGAGCUACGCCAGCUGAAGGCUGAUUUGCACAGGCCAGAGGAGGACGGAGUCUUCAAACACUCCACCGCCUUGGAAGCACUCCAGGAAAAGAGUCAGGGAUUGGAUUCCAGACUCCAAAAUGUAGAGGAUGGAGUCCAUUUUGUGCAGGAGGCUUCUGCACGCCAGACCGAGAGCUUGGAAUCCCUCCUGUCCAAGAGCCAGGAGUAUGAGCAGCGCCUGGCUGCCUUGCAGGGGCGUUUGGAAGGCCUGGGGUCCCCCUUGGAGGCAGACAAAGAUGGCCUGGCCAGCACGGUGCAGAGCCUGGGGGAGGCCCAGCUGGCGCUCUACAGCGACGUGGAGGAGCUGAAGAGAAGCAUGGGUGAGCUCCCCAGCACCGUGGAGUCGCUCCAGAAGGUGCAGGAGCAGGUGCGCACGCUGCUCAGUCAGGACCAGGCCCAGGCCGCUCAUCUGCCUCCUCAGGGCUUCCUGGACAGACUUUCUUCUCUAGACAACCUGAAAUCCUCAGUAAGCCAAGUGGAAUCGGACUUGAAAAUGCUCAGGACUGCCGUGGACAGUUUGGUUGCAUACUCGGUCAAAAUAGAAACCAAUGAGAACAACCUGGAAUCAGCCAAGGGUUUGCUAGAUGACCUGAGAAAUGAUCUGGAUAGGUUGUUUGUGAAAGUUGAAAAGAUUCAUGAAAAGGUCUAAAUGAAUUGUGUGUGUAGGGCGCAGAUUUAAAGUCCAAUUUCUCAUGACCAAAAAAAUGUAUUGUUUUUUCCCAUGUGACCCCCCUAUUUCUAGUCCCCUCUUAAAUAGCAGUUGAUGCCACCUGAACACCAAGGCAUUGUGUUUUUGUGCCCAUUUAAUUUAUUUACAAUUAUUACCACACCGUUGGUUUGUUAAGUCCUCUGCUUCUGCUUUUUUGGUUUCCUGAAGGCCCAGCCCUUUUGAAUAAGAGAUGGCUUUUAGAAGAGAUGUCUGUAGUGUCAGAGAAAAAUGAUAAUGGCUUCAACUGAGGAUUAACAGAAGCAGAUUAACCUCAAAAACCCCUGCCUGGCUGGCAGAUUUCAAGUAAAGUGGAGGGAGGGGCACUUUUCUUUCUCGUUGUCAUUAAGGAAAAUUAAUUUUACUUCUUUUUUAUACUUCUGGCCGAAGUCUUCAUGAGAUAUCUCUCACUUGUCUUCCACUUUAAACUGGUUACACCUCGCAGAUGCCAGCUCUGAAUCAGGAGGGAGAAAAGCCCCUCAGUCUUUGUUUUAAAAGGAUCAGCUACUUGACUGUCUCUGGUGGUCUGCUGUGGUGUGAGUGUCUUUUCCAUUCCAGAAUCAUCUAGUGUGAUAUCAAAGGUAACUAUGCAAAGAAUCCAGAUGGUUCUGAAUGUGAAAGCACAACACCCAACAGAGUCCCCUAGUGCCCUCCAUUCCCCAGUGGCUGCAGGCCUGUCACCAAAUAAUGAGUAGGUUUAGAAUCCCAGAAAGGGGAGUCACUGGGUCUCCAAGAAAUGUGUGGUGCGAGCUGUCCACAGAGGAAUGGGGUGUCUCCCUGGGAAUGCAGGCCAAUUCCUUCUGUUUGAACACAAUGGCCAUGAAGGGGCUUGCUGUCAGAGCUGACCCCAUCUGUCAGUGAGGGGCGUGUGCACUGCAUUUCUGUCAUUGUUUGCUGUGUCCCUUUCCCUUUGAGCUGUAUUGUUCUUUAAUGGCUGUCUUGCCCUUCAAAAAAUAAAAAAAUUAAAAAUAAAUAAAAAUUUUAAAAAACCCAAAAAGUAAAAGAAAAAAGAGGUUUGUUUAGUUUACUGUGAAAUGAACUGUAUGGCUUAUUUACAGUAUUUUUAAUUCUUAAUAAACAUCUGAGCUUUGUUAUGAA
Cynocephalus volans (Philippine flying lemur) is the source of this 3224-nucleotide messenger RNA. RefSeq names its product cytoskeleton associated protein 4 (gene CKAP4). The coding region runs from base 276 to 2069 and encodes 597 amino acids. Gene Ontology annotation, cellular component: rough endoplasmic reticulum. The record is from RefSeq and is a predicted model, not a curated record. The transcript is spliced from 2 exons. Lineage: Eukaryota; Metazoa; Chordata; Mammalia; Dermoptera; Cynocephalidae.